AUGAUCUGGUGCACCAUGGAGCUCAAAGUAUGGGUGGAUGGAGUCCAGAGAAUUGUUUGUGGGGUCACUGAAGUCACAACUUGCCAAGAGGUGGUGAUAGCCCUGGCUCAGGCUAUAGGUCGUACUGGAAGAUACACACUGAUAGAAAAAUGGAGAGAUACAGAGAGGCAUUUGGCACCUCAUGAAAAUCCUAUAAUUUCAUUGAACAAAUGGGGACAGUAUGCAAGUGAUGUGCAGUUAAUAUUACGCCGCACAGGGCCAUCCCUCAGCGAGAGGCCGACUUCAGACAGCGUUGCUCGAAUACCUGAAAGAACUUUGUACCGACAAAGCUUACCUCCAUUAGCCAAGCUAAGGCCUCAGAAUGACAAAUUAAUAAAAAGGAGAGAGCCAAAAAGGAAGUCUUUGACCUUCACUGGGGGUGCAAAAGGGUUAAUGGACAUUUUUGGGAAAGGUAAAGAAUCUGAGUUCAAGCAAAAGGUGCUCAACUGUAAAACAACAGCUGAAGAGUUGAAAAAACUGAUCCACCUCCAGACUGAGAAACUUCAGUCCAUUGAGAAGCAGCUGGACUCAAGUGAGGCUGAAAUCCGGUACUGGGAACAGAAAUACAAUUCCAGCCUGGAAGAGGAAAUUAUCAAAUUUGAGCAGAAAAUCAAAAGAAAUGAAGUAGAGAUUGAAGAGGAAGAGUUCUGGGAAAAUGAACUGCAGAUUGAGCAAGAGAACGAGAAGCAGCUGAAGGAACAACUCCUGGAGAUCAGGCAAAGGAUCCUGGAGUCCGAGAGCAAGUUAAAAGACUAUAUGACUCAAAUCCACAGAAUGGAGAGUGGCCUUGAAGCAGAGAAGUUGCACCGGGAAGUUCAGGAGUCGCAGGUGAAUGAAGAAGAGGUCAAAGAGAAGAUUGAGAAGGUGAAAGGUGAAAUUGAUAUUCAGGGCCAACAGAGUCUGAGGCUGGAAAAUGGCAUUAAAGCUGUAGAAAGGUCAUUGGGCCAAGCCACCAAAAGAUUACAGGACCGAGAACAAGAACUGGAGCAGCUAACGAAGGAGCUAAGACAAGUAAAUCUCCAACAAUUUAUCCAGCAAACAGGAACAAAGGUCACAGUGCUACCAGCAGACCCUAUUGAAGUGGAGGCUUCACACACACAGCUCGAAAGAGAGACAACAUUUCAGUCUGGGUCCCUGAAACGCCCAGGUUCAUCAAGGCAGCUCCCCAGUAAUCUUCGAAUUCUACAGAAUCCACUGUCAUCUGGUUUUAACCCUGAGGGCAUUUAUGUAUAA
This is a messenger RNA of Emys orbicularis (European pond turtle), 1272 nucleotides long. It is a transcript of the gene RASSF8, whose product is annotated as Ras association domain family member 8. The record is from RefSeq and is a predicted model, not a curated record. Gene Ontology annotation, biological process: signal transduction. NCBI's taxonomy places the organism in Eukaryota, Metazoa, Chordata, Testudines, Emydidae. The transcript is spliced from 4 exons. The coding region runs from base 1 to 1272 and encodes 423 amino acids.